Messenger RNA from Poecilia latipinna (sailfin molly), 935 nucleotides. Its product is annotated as cGMP-specific 3',5'-cyclic phosphodiesterase-like. Gene Ontology annotation, molecular function: 3',5'-cyclic-nucleotide phosphodiesterase activity. Lineage: Eukaryota; Metazoa; Chordata; Actinopteri; Cyprinodontiformes; Poeciliidae. The coding region runs from base 151 to 525 and encodes 124 amino acids. Gene Ontology annotation, biological process: signal transduction. The record is from RefSeq and is a predicted model, not a curated record. The transcript is spliced from 5 exons.
GUUUUAUCAUAUCAUGCCUCUGCCACAGAGGAGGAAACUCGGGAACUUCAGGUGACCACAGUUCCUUCGGCACAGUCGUUGCAUCUGCUGGACUUCAGUUUCAGUGAUUUCGACUUGUCAGACACUGAAACCACCCUGGCUACUAUCCGCAUGUUUAUUGACCUCAAACUGAUCCAGAACUUCCAGAUGAAGUACACGGCCUUGUGCCAGUGGGUUCUGAGUGUCAGGAAGAACUACAGGAAGAGCGUGGCCUAUCACAACUGGAGACAUGCACUGAACACAGCACAGUGCAUGUUUGCUCUGCUAAAGUCAGGACGCUUACAGAAUAACCUGAAUGAUAUGGAGAUCUUGGCCCUGAUGAUUGCAACUCUCUGCCAUGACUUGGACCACAGGGGAGUCAACAACUCCUACAUACAGAGGAGUGAUCACCCAUUGGCCCAGCUGUACUGUCACUCCACCAUGGAGCAUCACCACUUUGACCAGUGCCUCAUGAUCCUCAAUAGCCCUGUACGUAUACAGACAUAAACACACAAAAUAUUCAGUCCAACAUAUUAUUUUUAUAGCAUGACUAAGGCAUCAAACCUGAAAUAUUAAAAUCUGCUCACAUUUAUAUAAUUGUACAUAAAUUACAAUCACAGGAAAAGGCCAUGACUUUCAAAGAGCAACUCUGUUUGUGGCACAGAGUAAGCUUGAGAAUAGUUCUGGUUUAGAUUGAGAAAUGCCUAAUUAAUACCAAAUUCAUAAUGUGACAGGUGAAUGUGCAGCAAUGGGAUUUGUGUACUGGGACAUUUUUUGUAAAGUGCCUUGAGAUGAGCUGCAUUGUGAAUUGGCGACUACAAGUAAACUGUAUUGAAACUGAAUUAAAUUGGGUGUGUUUGUGUGAGCAUGUGUAUCAUAAGGUAUGAGUGGUGUUCUUACUUGCUCACUGGUCUUAU